Molecule: messenger RNA, 1167 nt
Organism: Thrips palmi
Lineage: Eukaryota; Metazoa; Arthropoda; Insecta; Thysanoptera; Thripidae
Product: S-methyl-5'-thioadenosine phosphorylase
Exons: 7
Coding region: 16-1059 (347 amino acids)
Biological process (GO): nucleoside metabolic process
Cellular component (GO): cytosol
Molecular function (GO): S-methyl-5-thioadenosine phosphorylase activity
Source: RefSeq, a predicted model, not a curated record
GGGGAAGCUGGGAGAAUGUGGGAUUGGUGUUUGCUCUCCGUCCGUGUACAGUUUGCGAAGGGUGAAUGGUGCAUGAAAAGUGACCGGUUGCUUUGCUUUGCACUUGCUGCGGUUUACACACGAGUGUCACGAGCCUGGCCUGCUGUGCUGUUUGCAUCUUUCCAAGUAAGAUAUUCAAUCCAUUUUUGGUGCAAACUUGUUCAAGCUAUGGGCAAGUAUCAAGUCAAGGUGGGGAUAAUUGGUGGAUCGGGUCUCAACGAUCCAGAUAUCUUAGAAGGAAGGCUGGAGCGUAAGGUGUCUACUCCUUUUGGUGAGCCUUCGGAUUGCUUGAUUGAGGGCCGCAUCAGUGGCAUUGACUGCGUGCUUUUAGCAAGGCAUGGACGAAAACAUGAUGUCAUGCCAAGCAAAGUGAAUUAUCGGGCUAACAUUUGGGCUCUAAAAAUGGUGGGUUGCACGCACAUCAUUGCUUCUACAGCCACUGGUUCUUUACAAGAGGAUAUUGAACCAGGUGAUCUUGUUUUGCUAGACAGCUUCAUUGACAGGACUAAAUCUCGGGAAGCAACCUUUUUUGAUAACAGUUGUAAUGAACUGCAGGGAGUGUGUCAUGUUCCUAUGGAUCCUGCUUUUUGUCCUGAGACUCGUCAGCUUUUCUUAGAGGCUGCAAAUAAAUUGGGAUUGAAACUCCGUCCCACUGGUACUUGCGUCACUAUUGAAGGACCCCGAUUUUCCAGCAAAGCGGAAAGUCUACUUUACAAAAGUUGGGGUGUUCACCUUGUGAACAUGACUAUGGUUCCAGAGGUCUGUUUGGCCCGUGAAGCAGGACUUUGUUAUGCAGCAGUGGCUAUGGCAACAGAUUAUGAUUGCUGGCGGGACAAAGAAAAUGGUGUCUGUGUUGCUGAGGUGCUUGCUACUUUUAAACAGAACGUUGUGAAAGUUACCAAGCUUUUCAAAGAAGUUGUUCCAAUGAUUGGCGCACAUGAAUGGGACAACACAAUUGAUGAUCUUAAGAGUCUUGUGUCCAGUGGUUUCAUGUCAGCACCUUCUAAAGAAACACAUUGAUGAGAUGCAGAGGUAAUAAGAAAAGUGCACCUAUAUGUUUCAAAUUUUUUUUCAAAAACUGUUAAAUUGUGGUAGGUUUAUUAAAUUUUUAAAAUUUGAAAAGAAUUA